Messenger RNA from Equus quagga, 736 nucleotides. RefSeq names its product phospholipase A and acyltransferase 4-like. Gene Ontology annotation, molecular function: A2-type glycerophospholipase activity; glycerophospholipid phospholipase A1 activity. The coding region runs from base 218 to 655 and encodes 145 amino acids. Gene Ontology annotation, cellular component: cytoplasm. NCBI's taxonomy places the organism in Eukaryota, Metazoa, Chordata, Mammalia, Perissodactyla, Equidae. Gene Ontology annotation, biological process: N-acylphosphatidylethanolamine metabolic process. The transcript has 4 exons. The record is from RefSeq and is a predicted model, not a curated record.
GGUACAGAGAGGGGGAACAACUGAGGAGCUGUCAAAUCACAAAGCUGUGGUGCCCAGGGCCAGGACAUUGAGGAGCAGGAGGGAGGUGUGGAAGGGGAGGAAGGCAGGGACGAAUCAGGACCAGGGGGAGGAGUGGCAGAGAAGACUCAGGCCAGCCGCUUCCCAGCUUCCCAGCGGACUGUUCUCAGGUUAUGAAGAUCUCAAGGCUGGAGACCUGAUGGAGAUUUUCCACACUGGCGAUGAGCAUUGGGCGAUCUAUGUGGGAGGUGGUGAUGUGCUCCAUCUGGACCCUAUAAGUGAGUGCCCUAGGGCUGACUCCUCCAGCACCUACUCCAGCGGGAACAUCAGGGCGGUGGUGAAACAGGAGCAUGUGAGGUACGCAGUGGGAAGCUGCCUCUAUCGAGUGAAUAACUACUUGGACCAGGUGUACAGACCGCGGCCUGUGAAUGAGAUCAUCAGUUCUGCGAGAGAGAUGAUUGGGGCGCAGUUGGAGUACUGUGUUAAGGACAGGAAGUAUAAGCACUUUGUCACCCAUCUGAGAUAUGGCACAGCCUGCAGCAGGCAGUUUUGUGAAGAACCUGAGCCUGGGGACCUCAUUAAUAUUUACAAUAUUGUCUCUAAGCACUGGGCCAUCUAUGUGGGGGUGGCGAUGUGAUCCAUCUGGCUCCUCUAAGUAAAGACUGUUGAAAAUAUAACUUUUAAAAUAUUUGUUACCAUGAUGAGAACAAUGGAAAGA